GAGGCAGCCAUGGUGCGGUUCAAGCACAGGUACCUGCUCUGCGAACUGAUGUCUGACGACCCCCGCUGCCGCCUGAGCCUGGACGACCGAGUGCUGGGCGGCCUCGUACGGGACACGAUCGCCCGGGUACACGGGACCUUCGGCGCGGCCGCUUGCUCGAUCGGCUUCGCGGUUCGAUACCUCAAUGCCUAUACUGGAAUAGUGCUACUUCGAUGCCGAAAGGAAUUCUACCAGCUUGUGUGGUCAGCUCUUCCUUUCAUCACGUACUUGGAGAACAAAGGACACCGUUACCCUUGUUUUUUCAACACGUUAUAUGUGGGAGGUACAAUUAGAACAUGUCAGAAGUUCCUAAUUCAGUACAACAGAAGGCAGCUGUUGAUCUUGUUGCAGAACUGCACUGAUGAAGGAGAACGGGAAGCUAUCCAGAAGUCAGUUACAAGAAGCUGUUUACUAGAGGAGGAGUCCGGUGAAGAAGAGCUUUCAGAUGGUGGUGAGGAGGCUGCUGAAGCAAUGGAGUGAACUGCUUACCAUAUAGCAAGCUACACUGUGCCCAAGCCCUGGGCCUACUUGUUGGAACAGGACAUUCUGGUGGCAGUAGCAUUUUCUAGUUUUCCAAGGAUGACUGCUAACCAAAGGACAUGUUGCCAAUUUGAAAUGGAGGACUUACUUAAACUGAAGUUGCCUUUACCUAGCAUUCCCUGGUUAAGAGAUACAGGUUAUGAACUUUGUAGUUAUAGACAUUUUUGUAUUUAACUGCUUGGCUGAGAGAAAUUUAAUAAGUGUAUUUGGGUUUUGUAGCAUUUAUCAUACCUACCUGUAUUUUAAAAAUGGCUUACAGAGUUCAUGCUUGGCAUUUUCAAAUCUCUGUCCCCCUCUAGCCUUGGCCUUGGUGGGAAGACUGGCUGGGAAUACUUAGCCUUCUACUUUGUAACCCCAGGAUAGAUCCUAGGCAAGCCAAGUCAUUUUAAGUAGAACUAUUAGUAAAACCCAGCAACUAAACUUGGCACAAAUCUAUAGCCAGUAUCAGUAUGACCCACAAGGCCUUCUAAAUACCACAUUCCUUGCCACUACUUAAUCAGGUGACUUAACAGUACAGUUUUUGGACUGGGGGGGGCAGCUCACCUGACUUCAUUAUUACACAGCCAUGCAGCAGCUACCAACUUUGGGCAAUUUUCUACAGUCUACUCUUCCCUCUUGCCUUAUACCGGAAGACGGGUUGAGACUGCCACAGACUCGUGAUCAGUUUUGGCCUCCGACCUAUUGUUGACAUUUCUAGGAUCUCUCUUCUCCACAGUAAAGUAGAUGACACUGAAAGAACUGUACAUAUUUAACAGAUUUGUGAUUUUUUACUGGUUUGAUCUUUUUUUUUUUGAGUUGGAGUCUCACUCUGUCACCCAGGCUAGAGUGCAAUGGCACACUCACAGCCACCACAGCCUCAAAGAUUUGUGAUUUUGGCUUCAAUGUGCCCCCCUCAUCUCAGGGCCAGAACAUCCUCCCUCACCCAGGAGAGUUCUUGACCCAGGAUUUAUUUUAAAAUGGCAGGUUAAAGCCAAGCCCAGCUCCAGACAUUAGUCCAUGACAGAAGAAUCGCUCAAGUUCAUAGUAGCUAUUACUUUAACCUAUUCAAGAAAUAACAUGUCUAGCUGACCUGUAAGAACUUAAAAAAACAAAAAAAGCUCAGACUGCUUGUGCAGGUAAUUUAUUGCCACUAACUUGCCUUGACAUUCUGUUACACCCAGAGGUUACUUUAUUAAGCAGCAAAAGAAUUCACAUCACUCAGAUUCAGUUCAAACCAAGGCAUACACAAACCACUCUAGAUACCAGGGAGACAGUGGGCAAUCCUGUUUUCAAACUGUACUAUUCUCCGGGCGUGCCAGACUCCUAUUCCUACAACUCAGGCCACUAUCACUGAAAACAAGCUUGAUCUUGAUCUGAGGGCUGGCAGUUCCCAGGGCUUCCUUAGUGACAGUUACAACUUUCCUUACCAAAUAAAGCCAUUCAAGUGUAAAACCAUCCCUUCACACAUUCAAGUGCCAAGGACAAACUACCCCACCAAGCUGGCAACCUAGAUCUGGCACCACAGCCUGGCCAUUUGUCAGAAGAAACACUGCAAUUCAAACUGGGUGUCCUAAAUCCAUUUUAUUACCAUUCCUCUGUUUCUUUAACAAGGAGAACUGAACAGGUAGGAAAGAUUCAACUAUUUUAAAAAGAUAAACUAAGAAAUAUGCUGGAAUCAUAAAGCCCUGACGCAUGCUACUAAGCAAAAGUGGUGCUGUACCACUCUGGUCUGGGCUGCUCCAAGGGAUACUGAAAGGACUCAAACUUACUUUGGGUUGAGAAAAGUUUAUACAACGGGUCAAAAAGACUAACCUGGAAAUAAACUAAAAACCUUGGCAGGAAGAGACCUCUUGUGUCAAUACUUUAUUUUGGUGUAAAGACGGGAAGCUGGAAAAUACAUUGUAUUUAAAAUGUUCUUGGUUCCCCCUCACACUGGAAACUCCCUCCCCCCAGAGCAAAUCUGUUCAAACUCAAAUAC
Carlito syrichta (Philippine tarsier) is the source of this 2536-nucleotide messenger RNA. RefSeq names its product POP5 homolog, ribonuclease P/MRP subunit (gene POP5). Gene Ontology annotation, biological process: tRNA 5'-leader removal. Bases 10 to 519 code for a protein of 169 amino acids. Gene Ontology annotation, molecular function: ribonuclease P RNA binding. The record is from RefSeq and is a predicted model, not a curated record. NCBI's taxonomy places the organism in Eukaryota, Metazoa, Chordata, Mammalia, Primates, Tarsiidae. Gene Ontology annotation, cellular component: ribonuclease P complex. The transcript is spliced from 5 exons.